Molecule: messenger RNA, 2843 nt
Organism: Vombatus ursinus (common wombat)
Lineage: Eukaryota; Metazoa; Chordata; Mammalia; Diprotodontia; Vombatidae
Product: beta-1,3-galactosyl-O-glycosyl-glycoprotein beta-1,6-N-acetylglucosaminyltransferase-like
Exons: 3
Coding region: 574-1863 (429 amino acids)
Cellular component (GO): membrane
Molecular function (GO): beta-1,3-galactosyl-O-glycosyl-glycoprotein beta-1,6-N-acetylglucosaminyltransferase activity
Source: RefSeq, a predicted model, not a curated record
UGGAGGAGGUUGCCCAUUCUACUUUAGUGGGUCUCGUAGGAGGGGUUCCUUGUUUGAGGCAGAGCGGUCAGGAGAAAGGAUAGCUUUGGAAGCAGGCAGCGGCAGCAGCAACUAGCAAGCACUCUUUCCGUGAGGUGUGCACAGUAGUGGGUUCUCAGGAGCUGCGCCGUUGGAAAGAGGUUCGGACUCAUCCUGCGCCUAUGGAGCCAACGUGUUUGCCCCAGGUCUUUGUUUCAGAAAACCUGAUGGUGACAUUGCCGUUGCUUGCUGCCCAGCAUGGUUAAGAAACCUGAUUGCAAGAAAGAAAUUUUGCACCUUAAUGUCAUCUGCAGUUGGCAUCACAGGACUCGAUGGGCCUGGCUUCCACUGGAACUGAAUGUUACAGUGAAAGUUCCCUCAUGGAACAGCAUGAAGUGCAGAGCUUUUCUCCAGCUAUUUCAAGAUGACCAUUUAUCACCUCUGAUAAAUGUACACUGACAACUCUACAAGCCAUGAAAGAAAUAAAUUAAUAGUGACCAAAGCACAAGAAAACUACAUUCAGAGGAAGCAAGGACCUCGGUUUUUUUAUUUGAAAUGGUGAGGAGGCUGUUGAGGAGGAAACUUGGUCCUUGUCAGAUCAAACCCUUCUUUCUGUUACUCGUUUUUACCCUAAUCAUAUGCUUCACUAUCUUAAGGAUUCAUGAAAAGUCAGAUUUUUUAAAUCACAGACAUUUAGAGUUUACUAGAGAGAAUCCAUAUAAUAAUGUUAAUUGCACCAAAGUUAUACUGGGUGACAAAGAAGAAAUACAAAAUGUGAAGCUUACAAUGCUAACAGUGAAAUAUAGACAUCUCCCUCGGUGGACAAAUGAUGAUUACAUCAAUAUGACCAAAGACUGUACCGCUUUCAUUAAGACCCGCAAAUAUAUCACGGAACCUCUUAGCAAAGAGGAGGCAGAAUUUCCCAUUGCAUAUUCAAUAGUGGUUUAUCACAAAAUUGAAAUGCUUGAUAGGCUCCUAAGAACCAUCUACACACCUCAGAAUUAUUAUUGCAUUCAUGUUGACAAAAAAUCUCCUGAAUCCUUUUUAGCAGCAGUGAAGGGGAUUGCAUCUUGUUUCAAUAACGUCUUCAUUGCCAGUCAAUUGGAGAGAGUCGUGUAUGCAUCAUGGAGUAGGGUCCAAGCAGACCUCAACUGUAUGAGAGAUCUCUACAGACAGAGUUCAGAAUGGAAGUAUUUGAUAAAUCUUUGUGGUAUGGAUUUCCCUAUUAAAACCAAUCUGGAAAUGAUAAGGAAGCUAAAGUCUUUAAUGAAUGGAAACAGCUUGGAAACUGAGAAAAUGCCUUCCCAUAAGGAAGUAAGGUGGAAGAAGCAUUAUGAAGUCAUCGAGGGCAACCUAAAAAACACAGGAAAAGAUAAACCACGUCCUCCUGUUGAAACGCCAAUUUUUUCAGGCAGUGCCUAUUUUGUUGUUAGUAGGAAGUAUGUAGAGUAUGUCCUAACCAACGGGAAGAUCCUGAAAUUUAUUGAGUGGGCUAAAGAUACAUACAGCCCAGAUGAAUAUUUGUGGGCCACAAUUCAAAGAAUCCCUGAAGUUCCAGGUGCACUUCCUUCCAGUAAUAAGUAUGACAUUUCUGACAUGCAUGCAAUUGCCAGGUUUGUCAAGUGGCAAUACUUGGAAGGAGACAUUUUCAAGGGAGCUCCAUAUCCACCAUGUAGUGGGAUUCAUGUCCGCUCUGUAUGUGUUUUUGGGGUAGGAGAUUUAAACUGGAUGCUACAACAGCCCCAUUUCUUCGCCAACAAAUUUGAUACUGAUGUUGACUCUUUUGCAGUCCAGUGUUUAGAGGAGCAUCUGAGACAUAAAGCUCUAAAGCCAAUGGAAUACUGAAUAUGUUUACUGUAAGAGAAAAGCAAAAAUAGCCACGAUGUGUAGAAUGUCCUCUGUAUUUCAGAAAAAAACAAACCAACAUGGAGAAGCCACAUUAUGAAUUGUCUUUCCUCCACUGGCUACUAGUUUUCUAUAGAAUGCAUUCUGUUAGAAAUACUUUGGAAUCAAACUAUGAGAUUGGAGUUAAAUAAAAUGUCUAUUUGGGGAAGGAAAGGAGGGAGUCAUGAUCUUUCCUAUUCAUAAAUAUAAUCUAAAAAUGAUAUUGUCCUCUUUCAAAAAGAUUUGAAUAAUGAAGUAAAUAUAUAUUUGUACGUAUGUAUGUUUGUAUAUCUUUCCACAAUGUCAAAUUAUUUUUUAUAUGUUUUCGGAGUGAAGGUGGACAGACAGAUUGUUGGGGGCAGGGUCAGGAUUUGGAGUAGAUGCAGAUGAAAAGAGCAAAUUCAAAGAGCUCAGGGACCAAAAAAAAAGAAAUUUUUUUUUCUAUAGAUUUCAGUGGUGUCACAGUAUUGGGAGAACUUUGGAGUACGAAUGUUUUCUUGAACUGAAUUAAACUUAAAAGCAACAGUCAAUCAUAAAAAUAUAAUUUAUCUUUAAACAAUAUUUUAUGUAUAUAUUGUGCUAUAAGUUUGGUGUUUGUUCCAAAUGAACUAUGUGAAACAAAGUUUGAUUUUGGUUGGAAAAAUUCUGUAUUUGCACAAUGUUCUUAUGUACAUCUUCUCAGGGGACAUAAAAGCCAAGUGCCUGAAUUUCUAACAUAAUAUUUCAAGUUAAUUUCAACACUCAUUUUAAUUUUUUUCCAGAACAAAAAUGACAGUUCCUUGUUCAUUUGAUACCAAUGAUGAUGUUUCUAAGAGUUUUUAAAUGUGUUAACUCUGUCUCAAACCGUGAAAGACUAAUGAAAAAUAAUUGCCACACACACAUGAUCCAGUUCAGGGGUUCUUAACCUGGUUUGAAUAACAAAUAAUAUUUUGAUCACUGUA